Messenger RNA from Silurus meridionalis, 797 nucleotides. RefSeq names its product pterin-4 alpha-carbinolamine dehydratase/dimerization cofactor of hepatocyte nuclear factor 1 alpha (gene pcbd1). Gene Ontology annotation, biological process: tetrahydrobiopterin biosynthetic process. The record is from RefSeq and is a predicted model, not a curated record. Gene Ontology annotation, molecular function: 4-alpha-hydroxytetrahydrobiopterin dehydratase activity. NCBI's taxonomy places the organism in Eukaryota, Metazoa, Chordata, Actinopteri, Siluriformes, Siluridae. The transcript is spliced from 4 exons. The coding region runs from base 113 to 421 and encodes 102 amino acids.
CCAAUCGCAACGCAGAAGGCGGUGCUUAAGGAACGGCAGGUUAUGGGGUUGUGUUUAAUUCAGAGCAGGAGACACGAGGAGGUAGAAGGGCAGUAUUCCUCUGAGAACAAACAUGGCUGGAAAGAUUCAGGCUCUGACAUUGGAGGAGAGGGAGCAGCUCCUCCCUAUGCUCCACAACUCGCAGUGGUCUGAAGUAGUGAGCAGGGAUGCCCUUUACAAGGAGUUUGUUUUCAAAGACUUUAAUCAGGCCUUUGGGUUCAUGUCUAGAGUAGCACUACAGGCUGAGAAAAUGGACCAUCAUCCAGAGUGGUUCAAUGUUUACAAUAAGGUUCAUAUUACUCUCAGCACACAUGAGUGUGGAGGACUGUCUAAGCGUGACAUUACUCUUGCUACUUUCAUUGAUCAAGUCUCAGUGUUGUGAGGACAAGUCUCUCUCUGUUCCGCAGAAACAAAUCAGACACCUUAUGCCUCGCACUGCUGGUUUUCACAUACAAAUCAAACCCGAAUUGAAAAUCUUUGAUUGCCUGUUACACGGAAAAUAUUAAUAAAACCACAGGAUGCAUUAUCUGUAAAUUAAUAAUGCUAUGAUGAUAAUGGAGCUUUUUGUGCAGGAUGGCUACAUCUUAUAGCUGAAACCCAGCAUCAUCUCUGUCCUGGAAAAAGUAUUGUGCCUUUAUUUUCUAUUCAGUAUGCACCAGGUAUUGCUGUCCUUACAAACUCAACUUACAUGUUUCUCAUCCACUGUGAUGUUUAAACCCACAAUUAUUACUGAAAUAAAGCAGAGAUUUUGUCUGUCA